This is a messenger RNA of Cydia splendana, 491 nucleotides long. RefSeq lists its product as uncharacterized. The record is from RefSeq and is a predicted model, not a curated record. NCBI's taxonomy places the organism in Eukaryota, Metazoa, Arthropoda, Insecta, Lepidoptera, Tortricidae. The coding region runs from base 91 to 435 and encodes 114 amino acids. The transcript has 3 exons.
UUUCUCGGGCAAUAAAUUUCUGUGAUUAAAUUAUUUUAAACUUGUUUAGUGGUUAUUUCUAUUUGACAUCAUUACGUGGUUAAACUCAAGAUGGGCUUUUUAGUACUGAUUUGUGCUUUCCUCUUGUUCGUCCGAGCGGAGUCGUAUGUACUCCUCACGGCCAAUGUAGACGAUAUCCACGCGAUCGCCAACCAGGUGGCCAAGUCUCCAAUCAUGAAUCAGCUGAAGGACAUUUGGCGUCGCGCCAGCAAGACCUUCAACAGUCAAUACUCUAAGAUCCGCGCUGAGAAAUCAGAUAAGGAUGGAGGCAGAAGGGAGCAAGAAGAACCCAACAUGAGGAGCCAGCGCCGCAAAGCCAUCAACCACUUAAUGGAGCUGGGACACAACGCUUCUAUCUAUCUCAAGGAAGUGUUCGACAGUCUGAAUAAAUUUUAAGAUGUAUGUUUAAUUUUAUGGAAAAAUAAAUAUAUACUUCGAUUUCUUUUGCGCAA